AUGGCCAAUUUAAAGCCCAACACAUUGCACGUGGACAACCACAGUCCACGGACUCAUAGUCUGAGCAGUGGAUUAAGCAGCGCCUGCAGCUCGGGUAGCAUUUCACCGGUGCCCAUCAUACCGAUCAUUGCCAUUAGCCGGGAUGGUGAUGAAUCCGAGUCGGAGUCGGAAAUCGAAACAGAGCCAGCGCGCAUUUUUCAUCGACGCAUGUCCACCAAACGCAAUAACAAUCUGGCGUCCAUUAUCAAGGAGGGAUUCCUGCUCAAGCACACUUGGUCUUUUCAACGCUGGAGACGUCGAUAUUUUCGCUUAAAGCGCAAUCUUUUAUAUUACGCCAAGGAUGCAAAGUGCGAUGUGUUCGAUGAGAUUGACCUAUCCGAACUUUGUUACUUUGAGUGCAGCAUUAAGAACGUAAACCAUAGUUUUCAGAUAAUCACACCAACCCGCUCUCUGGUGCUGUGUGCCGACUCCAGACGCGACAUGGACGAUUGGCUAGGAUCCCUGAAAAUGGCAACUGCACCGCAGCGUCCGCGUGGGGAUAGCUUUCUGAUUGAUCAGCAUGAUAUACUAUCCAAUCACCAUCAUUGGUAUGCAACCUCGCAUGCGCGUCCCACGUACUGCAAUGUUUGCCGGGAUGCGCUCUCCGGGGUCACGUCACACGGCCUCAGCUGCGAGGUGUGCAAGUGUAAGGUGCACAAACGUUGUGCGGCCAAGGCCAUUGCCAACUGCAAGUGGACAACGUUGGCCACCGUCGGCAAGGACAUUAUCGAGCAGCCGGAUGGCAGCAUCAUCAUGCCGCAUCAAUGGAUGGAGGGUAAUCUGCCCGUGUCGUCAAUGUGUGCUGUGUGCAAGAAAACCUGCGGUUCGGUGCUGCGACUGCAGGAUUGGCGCUGUCUUUGGUGCCGGGAUACGGUGCAUGUGGCAUGUCGCCCCCAAAUGGCAAUUGCCUGUCCCAUUGGACCCGCCAAGCUGUCCGUGGUGCCGCCGACAAGCGUACACUCGAUCAGCACCGACGAUGCCUGGGAUGUGGCAAGUCCCAAGGGCAACUUCUCGCCACUGCUCGUCUUUGUGAACUCCAAGUCGGGCGAUAAUCAGGGCGUGAAGUUCUUGCGACGUUUCAAGCAGCUAUUGAAUCCAGCGCAGGUCUUUGAUCUGAUCUCUACGGGUCCAAGUCUAGGAUUGCGUCUCUUUCGGCACUUUGAAAUGUUUCGCAUACUAGUGUGCUCUGGCGAUGGAUCCGUAGGCUGGGUGCUCAGUGAAAUUGAUCGAUUUAACAUGCAUAAACAAUGCCAAGUGGCUGUGAUGCCAUUGGGAACUGGUAAUGAUCUGGCUAGAGUUCUCGGCUGGGGCUCCAGCUGUGAUGAUGACACUCAUUUGCCACAAAUUCUGGAGCGCUAUGAAUCGGCCAGUACCAAAAUGCUAGAUCGCUGGAGCAUUAUGGUCUUUGAGAAGGCAAUCAGUGUACCCAAAAUACCAAAGAUGUCCAUUACCACCGAACAGGAAGCGUUGCUAACGGGCAUGGUUACCACAGCCAAUCAUCAUCUGCGCUUUAUUGUUGAAACCAACGAAACUCAAACUCUCAUCUCCUCCACACGCACCCUGUGCGAUACUGUUGACGAGUUGGUGACACGCAUUUGUGACCAUCAUAAAGAUGAUGAGCAGUUGACCCUCAAGUGUGACAUUCUAAGGCAAAAGCUCAACAUGCUCUUGGAUGCCUUGCAAGAGGAGGAGAUGGGCACACACAGUGGCGACGAUUUGAUAGCUACCAUUCGCAGUCUAAUUAUUCGCGGUGUUCCCUCAUCAACAGGAGCUCGUCCAUCAUUCCUCAAUCCGAAUAUUUCGAUUGAAAAAAAUGAAAAGGAUCACAUUAAUUCGAAGGAGCGAAGAAACAGCCGUUCACUGCGAUCCAGCGAGAAAGAGGCACUGCAAUCCAGGGCCAAUAGCGUGAAAAGGGCCAUUUACAAUGUCGUCGAGCACUCGGAACCCGGUCGUCCCAAGCGCUAUCAGCGCAAACUAUCGAUAACACCCUUUGAGGCGCUGAAAAUUCCCGUCAACUCUGGUGAUUCAACGCCGUGCACCUCGCCGUUGCCCAUAAUACCACCCAUCAAUAUAAUCUCACCGACAAUGGAAACUUCACGUCUGACCUGCAUCUCACCGCUGCCAGACACUCGUCGUGAUUCCGUGGACGAGAACUUUUUCAACAGCAUCAAUUUGCCGGCGCCACGUCAGUUUGCUGACAGUCGCCGCAGCUCAGGUGUGCCUGAGGUCAUACAGGAGAUGGAGGAGGGCGCCAAUGGGGAGACAAUCUAUCGCAUAGGACGUCUCUCGCUCAGUGGUGGCGCCAACAUUGAUGAUGCUGGCAAUCGUCUUUCACCCAGCAGCGAUGGCGGAGAUAAUACACCCACCGAGCGUAAGGUGGACUUUCUUCGAGUGCCCAUUAUUACGGGCGAACCGAUUGUGGACCCACUAUCCGACUACAGACCGAUUGAGGUAUUCGAACGCACCUACUACAUGACACGAGAGCUGGACAAGGAUAAGGAUAAGGAUAAGGAUAAAGAAAAGGAACGUCAAAAAGAUGGAGGCAGUGAUGCAAGCAGCGUAAUCGACUGCGAAAAAGUGGGAAACAUCAAUUUUACCGAAAAACUCGAGACAUCGCAGCCACAAAACGCCCUAGUACACACAUGUAAUCUGCAGGUACCCGGCAUUGUCGUAACCCCCAACUCCCAAAAUGUUUAUACAAGCGCUAGCCUCACAAUCAUUGAUACCGAUGCCCAAACAAACACUGAACAAUCUUCAUCGGAGGAUAUGGGCGGCGAGGCGAGCGAUGUACUGUCAGCCAUCAGCAAUGAGGAAUGUAGCGUGGCCUCCGAAAUUUUCGAUAAGCCCGAGUCUGGUCAAACACUUGGCGAUAUUCUACAGAACCUUGAUGCCAGCAACUUUACGCACAUUGAUUCGCCGGAAACAAGCGAUGAGACAGAGGCAAUGCCUGGAGAGAGUCUCAUGGAUGACAUCAGCUCAGUGCUGGGCCAUGAUAUAACCAAUGCUCUGCAGGACAACACCAUUACGGAUGACACCACCACCCUCUGUUCCGAGCACGCUGGACCCCCAAAACCGCCACGUAAAAAGUCAAUGAGCGCCUUGACGCAAUUAAAGGCCCAUCCUAUUCGGCGAAACUCUUCGCCACCAAGAAUGGCCAGAUUGGCGCGUAUGGACAGCGAUGAUAAUCCGCAGCAGUUUGGCUUUGAGAACAUCGUUUUUGAAAUCGAUAAUCGCUGCGAUGACCAGAAGAUUCGGGAACCACCGCGUUUCUGUAGCCUGGCACAGUUCGUGGAAGGUAACGAUAUAGCACGGCAAAGUUUCAAGCAGCUAAUGCUCGAUGGCAAUAGCAACAACAACGACAACAUCAGCAACAACGAUGGAAAUUCGAAUGAAGAGAUGGUCACGCCCACAAAUUCAAGCGUAUCAAGGGCGUAUCCAUAUAUGACAAUGACUUCACCUAGCGAUGAACUGGAUGAAUUGUCAACACAAACGGCGAUUAAAAUAGAAAUAAACGAUGUAGAAACCACAAUUCACUCGACAACAACAACAACAACAGCAACAACAUCGGCAACAAAACCACUUGAAUCGGCAAUGGCCUCAUCGACAUCGCCCACGAAGAAAUCGGGCCAUGGACAAGAUGUAAAGCGCAUUACUUUUGAUGAGUCGUGUAAGAAAGAAUCCUUUGAUGAUGUAAAUCCCAACUAUCCACAGAUAAGUGUUGUUGUAAGACCACCAACACCAUUGCGCGGCGACUCCGUCAAACCCACAACGUCGUCGUCAUCCAUCCUGACGACGCCGUCGGGUCUGCUCGGUGUGCGAUCAUUGAACUCCUCGGAGAUCCGACGUCAUUCUAGCCAUGCACCCAGCCUGUCUGUCCGUGAAUUUGACAAGGAUAAAGAUCGACGCCACUCUGGCUUCAAUCCAAAUUACCUAACAUUGGAUCCGGAGCACGCUCGCUUCCUCAGCAGCUCACCAGCGGCUAGUCGUCGAAUUAGCUGUGGCAGUCUCUUCAAGAAGAAAAACCAAAAAAGUAACUAUAAACGCACCUAUGGAGUAUUCAGUGUGCGUUUCUUUGUGGUUGCUGAACCAGAUAUUCGCCUGGCGACCUUGGCGCUUAUUAGGCCACUAAUACCGCUGCCGAACGAAGCUUUGCCAAAUCUACAGACGCUUAAGGGCUCCAAAUCGAGUCUCUUUAUGGGAUCCACACUGUUUGGCUUUGAGCAUUUCAACGCUGGCGAUAAGGAGGAGAAGCCAGGCAAGGAUAAAGAGAAGACCCCAACAGAGGAGCCUAACCGCAAGCUACCCAUUAUAAAUCCUAUAGUACGCUUGCCCAAUUGGCCAAAUUUGACGAGUGGCUCUGGAUUCAUAUCCAAAUGUCUGCUGGCCAAUGCAGAUACAUUGUGUGCCGCAGUUAGUCCACUUAUGGAUCCGGAUGAAACUCUACUGGCCGGUUACCAUGAGAAGUGUGUCAUGAACAAUUAUUUCGGCAUUGGCAUAGAUGCUAAAAUCUCACUGGACUUUCACAAUAAACGCGAGGAGCAUCCGGAGAAAUGCCGUUCGAGGGCCCGCAACUAUAUGUGGUAUGGUGUGCUCGGCUCUAAGCAACUGCUGCAGAAGACCUGCAAGAAUUUGGAGCAACGAGUGCAACUGGAGUGCGAUGGACAGCGUAUACCAUUGCCAGAGCUACAGGGCAUUGUCAUUCUAAAUAUACCGAGCUUUAUGGGAGGCACCAACUUCUGGGGCAGCAGUACCAAGAAGGAUGAUAUCUUUUUGUCACCCAGUUUUGAUGAUCGUGUGCUGGAAGUGGUCGCUGUAUUUGGUUCGGUGCAAAUGGCAGCAUCGCGUUUAAUAAAUCUCCAACAUCAUCGCAUUGCGCAGUGUCAGAGUGUGCAGAUAAAUAUUUUGGGCGAUGAAGAGAUACCCAUUCAGGUGGAUGGCGAGGCUUGGCUGCAACCACCGGGCAUGAUUCGAAUUUUGCACAAGAAUCGCGUACAGAUGCUGUGCCGCAAUCGCAGUCUGGAAGUCUCCCUUAAGAGCUGGCAGGAGAAACAGCGACAGCAUAGCAUUUCCAUUCAGCGUGAUGCCUCAUCGACGGCAUCCGAACAUGCCAUAUCCACGGAUGAGGUUAUUUCGGAGCGAGAGUGCUAUGUACUUUUGAAUUUCAUAGAGGCAGUUAGUUCGCUUGUUAAAUGGGUGAAAUUCUUGAUCAUAUCACAUCCGGCACUGCAGCAUGAUCUCUAUGAGGUAGCCUGUCGGGCCAGUGAGGCUCUCGAGUCAAUACAUCCGCAGGGUAAACUCCUUGAGGGUCCUUCUUUGCGCACCAAAUUGGUGGAGGUAAUUGAUUCAUCACGCCAAUUGUACGAUGAUGCUUGUACUUUGUUGCGUGAUCGUGGACAUAGCCUAAUAUUGCGCGAAGAUCUGGAGACUAAAUUGAGCGCAGCAUUGGCCAAUAUGGAAAUGGAGCUGAAAAAGUGCUCGGUACAGAAGUGCAUCGAUGGCAAACUCCGUGCCUACUUCAAUGUGCUGGCACCUAACGAAGAGUCUGACGGUCGCCGCAAGUCGCGUGCAUUCUGGGGACGUCUACGAUCCGGGUCAACAGCUGGUCAGCAACAAUUUAAGCCUCCGCUCACCAAUACACGCGAAGCGGCCAAUAACUGGAGCGUCAAUGAGGUGGUCACUUGGCUGGAGACCAUGCAGCUAUCGGAAUAUGUCGAUAGCUUCCUUAAGAACGAUAUACGUGGCAAGGAGCUACUUACAUUGGGUCGACGUGACCUUAAGGACUUGGGUGUGGUUAAAGUGGGUCAUGUGAAACGCAUAUUGCAAGCUAUCAAAGAUUUAUGCGAAAAUUAAGUAAACAGCAUGGUUCCUGUUGUGUCGCUUUUCAAGACAGAAAGGUAAGAUGGAGGGAGGCACAACAAAAUUAACAAUCAGCAAGUACAAAAUUCAGUCUUCGAAGUGUACUCAAAGAGUUGGGUUUAUGUUUGGGCGAGGUUAUGGGUAUGUGGCUGUUAAGUAAGAUAAGCGAGCUGUAAGAAUGUUAAUUUAUAUGGGAUAAAUGCAUAUAACAAUCACUAUUUAUAGAUUAGCUUAGCUAAAAAUAUAAAUAUAUUCCAAAUCUCUGGAAUUUGAAAAGAAAGAAUGAAAUUAUGACGCUUAGCCGUAGGGGAGACUAAAAAAAAAGAAAAUCUAUAUAUAAGUUCAAUUCAAAA
Messenger RNA from Drosophila innubila, 6248 nucleotides. RefSeq names its product diacylglycerol kinase eta. NCBI's taxonomy places the organism in Eukaryota, Metazoa, Arthropoda, Insecta, Diptera, Drosophilidae. Bases 1 to 5889 code for a protein of 1962 amino acids. The record is from RefSeq and is a predicted model, not a curated record. The transcript has 13 exons. Gene Ontology annotation, molecular function: ATP-dependent diacylglycerol kinase activity; protein binding. Gene Ontology annotation, biological process: intracellular signal transduction; lipid phosphorylation; diacylglycerol metabolic process.